AGGACGAAAACAGAGCAGCUGAACAUCAUCAAUGGCACCUCCUCCUCCGGCGAACAAGAACUGAAGACCUCCGAAGAAACCAAACCCAUAACAGUCCAAAAACCCAACGCCUUCAUAUCAAAAAUCCUCCAUCCUCCUGCGAGGGGCGAGGACUUCUCCAUCCUCCAAGCCCUGUUCAGCAUCGACAUGCUAGUCCUCUUCUUCUCCACAAUCUGCGGCGUCGGAGGAACCUUAACGGCUAUCGACAACAUGGGGCAAAUCGGUGAAUCGUUAGGCUACCCAUCUCGCAGCAUCAACACCUUCGUCUCCCUGAUCAGUAUCUGGAACGCCAUGGGCAGAGUAGCCGCUGGUUUCAUAUCAGAAAUCCUAUUGACAAAAUACAGAGUCCCGCGGCCGCUCGUGCUGACCUUCGUUCUUCUUCUAGCCUGCGCCGGCCACCUCCUGAUCGCCUUCGGCGUGCCCAACUCGCUCUACCUCGCGUCGGUGAUCGUCGGGUUCUGUUUCGGAGCGCAGUGGCCGUUGCUGUUUUCCAUUAUUUCGGAGUUGUUUGGGCUGAAGUAUUACUCCACGCUUUACAAUUUUGGAAGCGUGGCGAGUCCGAUAGGAUCUUAUAUACUGAAUGUGAGGGUGGCGGGGCAUUUGUACGAUAGGGAGACGGAGAGGCAGAACGGAGGGGGAAAGGAGGGGACUUGCAUUGGGGUGAAGUGUUUUCAGCUGUCGUUUUUUAUUAUUACGGUGGCGACCGUGGUUGGGGCGGUUGUGUCGCUGGUGUUGGCGGUUAGGACGAGAAAGUUUUAUAAGGGGGACAUAUAUGCGAGGUUCAGGGAGCAGCCGGCGGCGGAGGACGCCAUGAAAAGAGGUUCUUUGGAGGAUAAAGUAGGAGUUAGUUGUGAGUUGGAGGUUGCAGUGAGAUGAUCUCUCUGUCUCUCCGUGCUUAGAAAUUGAAAUUGAGAUUUGUUGCUGCAGGAACAGCGUUGUAGAUAAGUUGUUUGCUUACAGGAAAGUAAUGAUAUAAUU
This is a messenger RNA of Phalaenopsis equestris, 1017 nucleotides long. RefSeq lists its product as uncharacterized. The annotation marks the transcript as partial. NCBI's taxonomy places the organism in Eukaryota, Viridiplantae, Streptophyta, Magnoliopsida, Asparagales, Orchidaceae. The transcript has a single exon. Gene Ontology annotation, cellular component: membrane. Gene Ontology annotation, biological process: transmembrane transport. The record is from RefSeq and is a predicted model, not a curated record. Gene Ontology annotation, molecular function: transmembrane transporter activity.